Messenger RNA from Corythoichthys intestinalis (scribbled pipefish), 1912 nucleotides. RefSeq names its product solute carrier family 7 member 11 (gene slc7a11). Gene Ontology annotation, molecular function: L-amino acid transmembrane transporter activity. Gene Ontology annotation, biological process: amino acid transmembrane transport. The record is from RefSeq and is a predicted model, not a curated record. Lineage: Eukaryota; Metazoa; Chordata; Actinopteri; Syngnathiformes; Syngnathidae. The coding region runs from base 122 to 1600 and encodes 492 amino acids. Gene Ontology annotation, cellular component: membrane. The transcript is spliced from 12 exons.
UUUACAUGCAGUUUUGUAACAGCAUGGUCGCAAAGACAGUGCCUCAACUUGUUAGAGUCAUUAUCUUUACAGAACUAAACCUCUUUUUCUAAAAUACAGUGGGUAUCUUUGGAAUUGAAGGAUGAAUAGGUUGCCCACUGAAGACGUGAGCGCGAAUGCAAAUGGACAUAAAAAGCAUUCAAUUGAAACUCUGGAUGAGAAAGAGAAAAAAGUUAAACUGGGGAAGAAAGUGACACUUCUUUCUGGGACUUCAGUCAUCGUUGGGACCAUCAUUGGAGCUGGGAUCUUCAUAUCUCCAAAAGGAAUCCUGAAAAACUCAGGCAGUGUUGGAAUGUCUCUCAUUGUGUGGAUUUCUUGUGGUGUGCUUUCACUCUUUGGAGCCUUGUCCUAUGCAGAACUGGGAACUUGUAUUAAGAAGUCGGGUGGACAUUACACAUACUUACUGGAAGCCUUUGGUCCACAUUUGGCUUUUAUUAAAUUGUGGACUGAUCUCAUUGCUAUCAGGCCUGCUGGGAUGGCAGUCAUCAGUCUGGCUUUUGGCCAGUACAUACUGGAGCCUAUGUUCAUGCCCUGUGAUGUUCCACCUACUGCUGUCAAACUGGUAACAGCUGUUGGACUGACUUCUGUAAUGUACACAAAUAGUAUGAGUGUGACAUGGACAGCACGGAUUCAAAUCGUCUUCACCAUCUGCAAGCUGGUGGCCAUCACCACAAUUAUAGUUCCAGGACUAUACCAGUUGUUCAAAGGGGAGACGCACAACUUUGAGAAUACCUUUGAACUAAACAAUGUGAAGCUGUCAACGCUACCUCUGGCUUUGUACUCCGGGAUGUAUGCAUACUCUGGCUGGUUCUACUUAAAUUUUGUUACAGAGGAAGUCGAUCACUCUGAGAGGACAGUGCCCUUGGCUAUAUGUAUCUCCAUGGCAAUUGUAUCAACAUGCUAUGUGCUGACUAAUGUGGCCUACUAUACAGUGAUGUCUGUUGAGGAGAUCCUUGCCUCCGAAGCAGUAGCUGUGACAUUUGCAAAGAAGGUGAUGGGGAAUUUUUCAUUUGCAGUGCCAGCAUUUGUGGCUUUGUCGUGCUACGGCUCCAUGAAUGGUUCCCUCUUGGUCAUUUCAAGAAUGUUCUUGGUGGCAUCACGUGAAGGACAACUACCCGACGUUUACUCCAUGAUUCAUGUUCGCAGAAACACUCCAAUACCUGCCGUCCUCAUACUGUAUCCGAUGACCAUGCUCCAGCUAUUUCUGGGAGACAUCUACAGCCUGUUAAACUUCAUGAGCUUUCUGCGGUGGUUAUCUAUUGGUGUGGUCGUACUUGGAUUAAUCUAUCUUCGAUACACCCAACCUGACCUCCCACGCCCCUUCAAGGUACCGAUUAUCAUCCCCAUGGUGUUUAGCCUUACUUGUUUCUUCAUGGUCUUCCUCUCGCUAUACUCUGACCCAGUCAACACAGGCAUUGGAUUUGCCAUUUCCCUGACAGGGAUCCCAGCUUACUACAUCUUUGUACACUUCAACUGGAGGCCUAAAUGGUUGCAAAAUGGUUUAGAUUCUAUCAACAGAAGCUUGCAGAUUCUCCUAGAAGUGGUUCCCGUUGAGCAAUAAUUUCAACUACAUCCCGAAAUCUUUGGUCUGACCACAUAUUGCAGCUAGUCUGCUGUCAAAAAUUGAGUUCAACCAAGUGUAUUGUACAACCAAGAUUCAAACAUAACAUUUUUCUUUGCUGCGAAUGAGCUUUUGUGUGUAUUACAUAAGCACCAGUCUUUGAAUACCUUUAGUAAACAACAUAGUUGUUUUUUAAAACCACAAAUCUAGAAUACUAACAAUAGUGAGAUGGAAAAAAUCUUUUUCUUGUAUUACUAAUUGUUUUGUGGUUGUUUGUUUUUCAAAUCAACAUUUUUAUUUUUUACAUUGUUU